Cajanus cajan (pigeon pea) is the source of this 915-nucleotide messenger RNA. Its product is annotated as glutathione S-transferase U9. Gene Ontology annotation, molecular function: glutathione transferase activity. The record is from RefSeq and is a predicted model, not a curated record. Gene Ontology annotation, biological process: glutathione metabolic process. NCBI's taxonomy places the organism in Eukaryota, Viridiplantae, Streptophyta, Magnoliopsida, Fabales, Fabaceae. Gene Ontology annotation, cellular component: cytoplasm.
AUAUAAACAAAGCCAUUGGCCCAACAUGAACACCAUCAUCAAUUGAUCACAUCCAACACAACAUACCAGAGAGUAAGUCUAGAGUGAUGGCAGAGCAAAGCAAGGUGAUCCUGCAUGGAAUGUGGCAUAGCCCUUUUGCCAAGAGGGUUGAAUUGGCCCUUAAACACAAGGGCAUACCCUACGAGUAUGUGGAAGAAGACUUGAGAAAUAAGAGUGAUUUACUUCUGAAGUACAACCCUGUUCACAAGAAGGUUCCUGUGCUUGUUCAUAAUGGAAAGGCCAUAGCUGAAUCCAUGGUGAUCCUUGAGUACAUUGAUGAAACAUGGAAAGAUGGUCCUAAACUGCUUCCCAGUGAUUCCUACAAAAGAGCACAAGCUCGCUUCUGGUCUAACUUCAUCCAGGAUCAGUUAAUGGAGAACAGUUUUCUAGUAGUGAAAACUGAUGGAGAAGCGCAACAAAAGGCUAUUAACCAAAUAUAUGAGAAACUGAGUCUGCUUGAAGAUGGGAUGAAAAGCUAUCAGGCAGAAGGCAAUGUUGGUGUUGAAAACAAGUUUGGAAUCUUGGAAAUUGUGUUUUGUGUGCUAUUUGGUCCUUACAAGGCUCAGGAAGAAGUUCUUGGCAUGAAGUUCAUCGUGCCAGAAAAGUUUCCAGUGUUGUUUUCUUGGUUGAUGGCAAUUGUUGAGGUAGAAGCAGUGAAAAAAGCAGCUCUUCCACAUGAAAAAACAGUGGCGAUUCUUCAGCAUUAUAGGCAAUCUGCACUGAAGUCUUCUGCCACACCUUGAUAUGUACUUUACUUUCCCACGUAAAUUUGCUUCGUGUUAAUUAAGUCUUGUCUGUAGUUCUCAAUAACAGGGAGUGCAAUACACUUGUACCAAAGACAUGUAUUUGAAAAGAUGGUAACUGGUUGUGUUUGAA